AGCAGCACCUUUGCCAAAAGACAAAAAGGAAGUUGCAGAAAAGAUGUAUGGAAAGCCAAGUUCAGAGGAAAACCAGUUUACAGGGGAGCUGGAGAAUCGCACUGGUUUACCUUGUCCAGAUACCAAUGUCUUAUUGGACCCAGAUAAUUGCCAUGAAAAACAAGUGUGUUCAAGGUGUAGCAAAACACUCUGUGAUGAAUCUGGAUUAUGUGACUGUUGCAAAAGCCCGGCUGGAGAGAAAGAAGAUGAAACCAGGAAACACCCCAGAAGGAGCCUUCCUCCUCCUUUACAUGAAAGAAUAAAAGAAGGAGGGAAACUGUACAAAUGUACGGAGUGUGCAGAAAGCUUUGGUACAAGCCUCUCUCUUGCUUUGCAUAAAAAGAUUCACAGAGCAGAGGAUCCACACAAAUGUCUGGAUUGUGGAAAGACGUUCAGUCAGAAAAACCAUUUUAAUUCACAUCAAAGGAUCCAGGAAGACAGGAAGGAGCACCAAUGCAUCCCCUGUGGAAAGAGCUUCACAAAUAGUGCAGCCCUUGUUUCCCACCAAAGCAUCCAUAGAGAGGAGAGAUUAUAUCAAUGCAGGGAGGGUAGAAUGAGAUUUACUCGGAGCAAGGAACCAAAUUCCAGGAAAAAAAGCCCCACUGGGAAGAAAUCAUGUAAAUGCCUGGAAUGUGGGAAGAGCUUCAGCUCUGCAAGUGACCUCACUUGCCAUAAUAGGACUCAUACAGGGGAAAAGCCGUUUUGUUGCACAGUGUGUGGAAAGAGCUUCGCACAUAAAGGCCAUUUCAAUUCACAUAAGAGGAUCCACAUGGGAGAGAAGCCAUAUAAAUGCACAGAGUGUGGAAAAUGCUUUAGUGCUUCAGUUACUCUUACUUCUCAUAAGAGAAUCCACACGGGGGAGAAACCCUAUGAAUGCCUGGGAUGUGGAAAAAGCUUUAGCAGAAGUGGUGCUCUAACCUUACAUAAUAAGACGCAUAAGUGGGAGAAACCUUAUAAAUGCCUGCAAUGUGGAAAGAGUUUCAGUCAAAAAGUUCAUCUUAAAUCACACGAGAUGAUCCACAUGCGGGGAAAACCAUUUCAAUGCAUGGAGUGUGGAAAGAGCUUCCAUUUCUCAGCAAACCUUACUUUCCAUCACAGAAUCCACAUGGGGGAGAAGCCCUUUCCGUGCCUGCAGUGUGGAAAGCGCUGUUCUAGUGGCCUUCAUGCCCACAAAUGGAUCCACACAGGGGAGAAACCGUACAAAUGCCUAGAGUGUGGAAAGAGCUUCGGUAAAUCCAGCCACCUAACUUUCCACAGAAGAAUCCACACUGGAGAGAAACCAUAUCAAUGCACUGAGUGUAAGAAGUGCUUCAGGAAUCCAUCUAGUCUUACUGUCCAUAAAAGGACCCACACAGGUGAAAAGCCUUAUAAGUGCCCUGAAUGUGACAAAUCCUUCACUAAUUUGGGGAAUCUCUAUCGCCACAAAAGGCUCCACACUGGGGAGAAGCCAUUUGAAUGCCGCACAUGUGGAAAGAACUUCAAUACAAAAAAUAGGUAUAUCACACAUAGCAGGACCCACACUGGGGAGAAACCGUAUCAGUGCCAGGAGUGUGGAAAAUGCUUCACUGAUUCUGGAGAACUGACGAUCCAUAAAAGGAUUCACACAGGGGAGAAACCCUAUAAGUGCACGGAGUGUGGCCUGAGUUUCAGGACAAGUGGUUGCCUUGGCAGCCACAAGAGGAUCCACACUGGGGAGAAACCGUAUACAUGUCAUGAGUACGGAAAAAGUUUUAGACAUAAUAAUUCACCCAGGAACCAUAGAAUGCUUCACUCAGGGAAGAAACCCUAUAAAUGCCUGGAGUGUGGAAAAUGUUUUUGUGUAAGUGGCAAGCUUACCUCCCACAAUAGGAUCCACACAGGAGAGAAACCGUAUACGUGUCAAGAGUGCGGAAAAAGCUUUAGACAUAAUAAUUCACUCAGGAGCCAUAGAAGACUUCACUCUGGAGAAACCCUAAAAAUGCCUCGACUGUGGAAAAUGUUACAGAGAGAGUGA
Molecule: messenger RNA, 2032 nt
Organism: Pseudonaja textilis
Lineage: Eukaryota; Metazoa; Chordata; Lepidosauria; Squamata; Elapidae
Source: RefSeq, a predicted model, not a curated record